Prorocentrum cordatum is the source of this 876-nucleotide messenger RNA. The record is from the annotation of a GenBank genome assembly. Lineage: Eukaryota; Dinophyceae; Prorocentrales; Prorocentraceae.
GUUGACCUGCUCCAGAGGGAUGAUGAUGGCCAAUGCGACGCGGACUUCAUCGUGACUUGGUUCGAAGGCAUCGGCUACGUCGCCAGGUGGUACAGGAUCGAGGCGCGCCACUACGGUUCUUGCCCUCGGCGCGAGCGCUUGUAUUGGCUUGCUUGGAAGAACGGCUGUCGUCGCUUCGCCGACGAGGCCGACUCGCUCCUCCAGACAAUGGCCAACUCCUGCCGCGACGGCGACACCGUGACCCUCGAGCGCUAUCUCCUCCCCACGGAGCUCCGCACGUGCUACGCCAAGAGUCCGAGCGAGCCCAAGAAGGAGCACAAGUACAAGGACGACCAUUUGUUCUACUACGGGCUCAUCAACCAGGAUUGGCCGCCCUGCAGGGGCAUGUUCGGAGGCUCUCUCGACCACAUGGAGCAGCGGCCCUACGAGUGCGUCGUCUUCGCGUGCCUUGCGUUCCCCACGUUCGCCACCACCUCUGAUGACACCAAGGUCUUCGAGUAUAUCGACGUGAACGAGAGUUUGUCCCGUCUAGUAGGUCCGAAGGGUACUAAGAACCCGUGGUCGACCACAGUCCCGACUAUAUGUACCAAGGGCGUCUAUGUUAUGAGGUGGAAAGACGUGGACGUCCAGACGGAGCAGGAGGUCGCGCUAUAUCGCCAGUUGGACGGCAUGGAGAUGAUGCAGAUGAUUGGCUACGACCGCUCGUUCAUGAGGGCGCCUCCACAGAUUGGGGGUAGCGAGGCCAUCUUCCCCGACCACGGGACGACGACCAAACUGGCGGGGAACGCGUUCUCCGCCUUCGCGUGCGGGCCAGCCUCGAUCGGCCUCAUCAGAAAUCUGCGCAGGGAGGCCGCGCCUGGCGACAGGUCGGAUUGA